AAAAUGGCGGACAUGGUAGGGAAGAUUGAUAUAAAUAUGACAUAGAGAUCGGCAGACAUUGACAGAGAGAAAUGGGGACUCCGAAGCGUGGGUUUGAUACCUCCAGGGACUUUGUCACCCAGUACACAUCUGAUGAGACCGAUCGGAUAGUAAUGAGAAUUAACAAUGGUGUACGGAGUAACAAGUACAAAGAUGUGGACUAUGAUAAACUGAAACUUUUGGCUGCAGAGAAAAAGUUCUCAGCUCACAAAUCUUUACUCAAAGUAAAAAAGAUUGAGCAAAUGUCCAAACAAACCAAGGAAAAUAAUUUGAAUAAACAACAUAAACUUGUGUGGCAAAAGGAAUUUAUCAGAUUAAGCAGUCUUAGGAAGCGACUUCAGGGUGAGAUUGAGCGACAUCGACGAGAGCAUGUUACAGAGAUGGGAUCGUGUACCAAUAUGUUCCAGGAUUUUGAAGAUUAUGAGUCACAACUCGAUCAGGAAUUCGGAAAGUUUAAAACACAGACAGCAGAACCUGUGUGGGAAUUACGGGAGGACCUACAGUUUUGGCUGCAUGAAAAUAUGUCCGAACUUAAGAUGGGCUCUCCAGAUAUUGUUAGGAAACACAUGGAAAUAAAGGAGACAAUCAAAUCAGUUCAAGCUCAACAAAGACAGGUUAUGGAGAGGCUUAAUUAUGAACAAGAGAGUCUGGAGCGAGAGUUAGGAAUAGGUGAGCUUGGAGAGAUGGUCCAUGAGGAACAGGAUACAAACAUUCACAUAGAACAAGGGAUACCAGAGGCAGCAUUUGACCUUGAAUGUGGAGAUUUUGAUCUCAAGGUCAAUGUCCUCCAAGAGUUUAUUCACAUGGACGAGUCAUUCAGGGAAAAAUUGCAUUAUUUGGAGGAUCAGCAUUCACAGAUAUUGAGUUCUGGAAAACAUGGUGGUUGGUCUGAAGAGGAUCACUAUACAUUUUGUAUCAUCUAUGAACAGUACCCCCAUGAAAUGGCAAAUAGGCGUAAAUUCAUUAUUGACCGGUUACGAAGACAUUUUCCUAAACUGACACGCCCACACCUGGUAAUGCAUGAGGAGUGGUGUGAGAGCAACAAAUAUUUCCGUAAGCGUAAACAAGUGUUAAUGGCCGCCUGGCAGAAAGCCAGAGAUGAGCUUUUUUACAAGGCAAAGGCUGUUUUCAUGGAGGCUGACAUUGCAGCAGAAUUGGAGGAGGUCAAGAUAGAGUACCUUCGCAAACAGAAACAAGUGAAGCAGGCACUGUUUGAAAAGAUACACCAGUGGCGAUGUCAGAAGAUGGAAGCCAUGGUUAUACAACAGAAUAUACUAGAGAGACAACAAGAGGAACUGAGGAUGCAAAACAAGAUGGAGGCAGAGCGUGACAGGAAACGCAGAGCUACUGAAAAGGACAAAAUAAUUGAAUACCAUGAAGAACAGAUGCAGUUUCGUAAGAAACAAGAGGAGAGUGAUCAGAAGAGGUUGGAGGAGAUACAGAGAAACAUGGCCGAACAAGCUAAAUUUGACAUUGAAAGGAUCCAUUAUAGAGAAGAACAAAUUCAGAGAAAGAUUGAGGAGAGGAAGAGAAUGGCAGAGGAUAAAGAAGAGGAAGACAGAGAGAGAGAGGAACGACUGGAAGCAUUAAGGCUACAGGUACGAGUGGUAGCAGAGAGUGACCCAGAGAGACUGAUGAAAAACACUGAGGCGUGGGACGCUCAUGUGAAUGGAGAAAUAGAAGAGGAUAUUAAUAUUAACAGGCCACUGUUUGAUGUCAAUUCCUUCACAUCCAAUCAGGUGACAUCAGACCCUCGGAUGAAACUCGAAGCAAGGCUGCGUGAGGCUGGACUACAUAAUUCUGACUAUGCUAGGCAUAUCCUGUCUAAUGUGAAACCUCUCAACCCACCACGUAGGGAUAUGGAGUCUACUGUCUUCAAAAAUGACUGACAUGUCUCCGAAUUCUGCAGUCUCUAAGUUGAUCAAAUAUUGUGUCAUAUAAUUUGGACAGAUACUGAAAAUCAAAAAAAUUUGUCUGUCUCAAAUUUCAGUUUCAAAAACGGUUUCAUUGGUACUUCGCCAGAUAGCACGAAAUAAUAUCUUUGUAUCAAAGUUUUAAUUUUUUCAACUUUCUUUUCUGUAUUUAUUGUAAACGGCUUGAUUUUCAUGGCUUCAACUUUCAGAGUUUAUUACAAAAAAUCAGCAGUGAUCAAGUUUCAUUGUUUUGUCGAAGUUAUUCAAGGUGAUGAACAUUUAAAAAAAAAAAAACUAUACAGAGUGUA
This is a messenger RNA of Pecten maximus, 2260 nucleotides long. RefSeq names its product coiled-coil domain-containing protein 148-like. Lineage: Eukaryota; Metazoa; Mollusca; Bivalvia; Pectinida; Pectinidae. The record is from RefSeq and is a predicted model, not a curated record. The transcript is spliced from 13 exons. Bases 72 to 1928 code for a protein of 618 amino acids.